GUUUGUGUUUCUGUUCUGGGCGCUUUGGCCUCCAACAGCUUGUAAAACAAGUAGCAGACAGUUUUACAGAUCUGGAUGCAACUCAGACCUUAUGCUCCAUGCGUGAUUGGUGUCCCAAUAGUAGGCCCGUAGCUUCAAAGGCAGGCACAUCCGAUCCACUUAAUAUUGAUUCCUGUUACUAUGUCCACAUUUUGAAGUGGAGUGGACAAUUUCUGUGCUGCAUUAAAAGCCCACAAAUGCAAGCUUACCAUGGUAACUUAACCAUUUUGUAUUUUGACCGCUGGUUUGAAUGGCGCCGUCUAUUGCGUGUUCCCACAUGAUGUAUGGGGGGGAGUACUGUGUUUAAAAAAAAAAAGAGUCCUGCCUAAAUACGUGUCUCAGACAUGAUGGCAGUGGCCCAAAAUAUGGAAUGUACUGCCGGAAUUAUUUUGUCUGGUGGUUAAGGCUUAUUCAUUUCAUUAAAUGAAUUGUGAAGAAAUACAAAGGGCAUCUGUGCAUUUCCUUUUGUGUCAAAUCCUUCGUUGCCAUGUGAACAGGCUCUACUCCCUUUUGCUGUAAAUCUACCCUGGUAUUUCAUAUGUUGCUUUGAGAAAAGGUUUUGCUUAAUAGUGUCUCUUCAUUUUUGUCCUCUAAACUGCCUGUUAUUAAUGUUACCAUAUCUUCUCUGAGACAUAAUUGUUCUAAUCGUGCCGUUGUGUAAUUUUCAGCGGGAGCAAUCAGUUUUCAUUGUGUGCACUCGCUCUAAUUGCCAAAUCAUGAUCCCUAACAAGGGAUGAAGCACUGAUUGAACUGAGCGCAAAGGCCUCAUGUUUGUGAUGAAUCAUUGCAUUAAUCCAGUGUGAUCAAAUUAUUAAUGAUGCUAAAUUUCGUUUUGCUCAGAGCUGCUUAAAAGCGUAAAUGGUGGAAACUGGAUUGUAUAAUGUGACCGUUAAAAUGUAUACAUGAAAGAUUAUGACAAUUUCAAUGACUCUUCUCAUGAUCCCAAUUAGAUUUUAAGAUCAUAUAACUUCCUUCUGCAAUUAAUUUGACAGCUCAAGUUGGUGGUAAUGGAAAUAUUUAUUUUUAUCCAAACAUCUCAGCAUGCAUCCGGUUUCAAGUGCACACUUUCACCCACUGACUGCAGCCAGUGCUGAUGCGUUAAAUGACAGUCAUGCCGAGAGAUGGCUUGUAAUCUUCGGCGCCACACAUGCCAACAUAAUCUGACACAAGGAUCCCUUCAGGACACAAGCCAGCCAGCAGAGUGCUGCAUUUUCCAGAUGACCCGUGUUGACUCCUUUACCAUGCUCACAACAACUCAUCAGGGAUAAGAUCGAUGCACUUGAACACUUUGUACUCAUCAAUGAGACGUUUAAGGUUGAGCAUUUCACUUAUGUGCUGUCAGUAAUUGCUCUAAUGGCCUAAUGGUGAACUGUUUGGGCAUUUAUUCCUUGUCCUCAAGGCCCAUGUGCAAAUACAAGCUUUAUCCACAUUAGUAGGUCGACUUUGGCCUACUAGCAGGAUGACAAUAUGUUAAUAGUGAGGCACAAGUUGACAUCUGUCUGCAACCAUGUGUGCUGUCGCUUUUCUAUUAGUGCACUGAAUUGACUUAUUAGUGAGGACAAAUGGGCCUUAAACUGUAUAUCUUGACACUCAAAUACGGAAUUCAGUCACAGACAAAGGUCACACAUUCCUCACUUGACUGUCAUGCAUCAAUGGCAGUUAGUUCUAUAUUGUUAGAAGAGCAACCCCCCUCAAAAAAAAAAACCUGGUCAAUAGAAGAGAGGGGGCGGAGUAGUACAGGGUAGCUGGGUGAGUAUAAAUGGAACAUCACACAAGAGUCCUCUGUGGGUGAAGGGAGCCCAAAGACUUUCGCAGGAGUGCUGGCUGCCCACCAUUUUACUUCUGUGCACCACGCCAGCAGCAUGGAGACCUCCAGCACAACUUUCCUGCCCAUAAUUGGCCUUGGCUCAAUGGCUCAGUCAGCUGGACUUGUGGAGAUUGCCGUCAGGCUGUGUCUGAACCAACGUAAGCAAUUGUGUCCUCAUGUUUGGGUGCCCAUCUUGAAACCCCUGCGGCCUUGCAUCCGCUCCACGUUUCCAAAGGCCACAUCAGCUGACAUCCUACGCCAAGUCGGUCCAACCCAGACGCUCGCAGGUUGCUUUGAGGACUUGGAUGAUGACAAUGAUGUUUUGGCCCCGGUCAAGAACAAGCAUGUGGUUUUCGCUGACUCCAAGGGCCAAUCGUUGACAGAUGUGCGAAUCUUUUCUGACGAGGAGGACCACUCCGACCUCGAUCCUCUGCCGUCCCUCCAGGGUUUGGUUAAGAUGACUGAGCCUGGUUACAGCUGCACGGUCAGCACCUGCUGUCCAGGUACACGGCUCACGCUCGGUUUCCCGCAGCCCUCCGCUAAUUUCCAGGCCUUUCGUGCAAAGCUUGCUGAGAACAUGGUCACCCUGGAGAACUGCACGGUCACUGGGCAAAACCUCAGAGGCAUCGCCCGAGUCCAAAACCUCAGCUUCCAAAAAGAUGUGCGUGUGCGUAUCACCUUUGACUCAUGGCAGAGCUACAGAGAUGUGCCCUGCACGCACCUGCAGCAGCGCUUUGGAGGGCCGCAAACAGACAUCUUUCAGUUUGACAUAGAUAUACCCAAAGUGCUUGAUGCAAAGAGGAAGAUAGAAUUCUGCUUAAGUUAUUCACCAAGAGGGCAGGCUAAUACUUUUUGGGACAACAACAAUGGACAGAACUAUGCAAUUAAGGUGUGUGUGAGCUCACAUCUUUGUCACAAUUAGAGAAGUCAAACAACAUGACAUCAAGCUCAACUUUAAUGUAAAUUAACUUUUUUACUUAGACUUACGAGGUUCUUUUAUUUAUUGUGUGUUGUGUUUUCCUCUGACUUUUUGUGUAUUAAUUAAAAAACACGUUGUUGUA
This is a messenger RNA of Hippocampus comes (tiger tail seahorse), 2907 nucleotides long. Its product is annotated as DNA replication complex GINS protein SLD5. Gene Ontology annotation, molecular function: glycogen binding; protein phosphatase 1 binding. The record is from RefSeq and is a predicted model, not a curated record. NCBI's taxonomy places the organism in Eukaryota, Metazoa, Chordata, Actinopteri, Syngnathiformes, Syngnathidae. Gene Ontology annotation, cellular component: protein phosphatase type 1 complex; GINS complex. The transcript is spliced from 3 exons. The coding region runs from base 1902 to 2768 and encodes 288 amino acids. Gene Ontology annotation, biological process: regulation of glycogen biosynthetic process; double-strand break repair via break-induced replication; DNA-templated DNA replication.